Hemibagrus wyckioides is the source of this 2673-nucleotide messenger RNA. It is a transcript of the gene tsr1, whose product is annotated as TSR1 ribosome maturation factor. Gene Ontology annotation, biological process: endonucleolytic cleavage of tricistronic rRNA transcript (SSU-rRNA, 5.8S rRNA, LSU-rRNA); ribosome biogenesis; maturation of SSU-rRNA from tricistronic rRNA transcript (SSU-rRNA, 5.8S rRNA, LSU-rRNA). The record is from RefSeq and is a predicted model, not a curated record. Gene Ontology annotation, cellular component: preribosome, small subunit precursor; nucleus. Bases 40 to 2574 code for a protein of 844 amino acids. The transcript has 15 exons. Lineage: Eukaryota; Metazoa; Chordata; Actinopteri; Siluriformes; Bagridae. Gene Ontology annotation, molecular function: GTPase activity; GTP binding; U3 snoRNA binding.
UGACGUCAUUUAAAGUUUACAUGUGUGGCAUGAGGGAAAAUGGCUGCUGGUAAAGAGCAUCAGCAAGCUCAUCGGCCUGGCGUUUACAAACAGAAAAAUAAACAGCACAAACAUGGAAAGCAUCGAACGAAGGGAGAGAUCGGACGUGAGAACAAGGGCAGAGUUGCUGUUGUGGCUCUCUCCAAAAAACAACGGCGAGAGCUGAGUAAGAUGGACAGGAGACACAAAGCCAAUCAGCUGCGUCGCAACAAAAAGGACUCGGUGCUGUCAGAGAAACGCCGGCUGGGCAGCAGAGACGGGCCGCCUCACCUGGUGGCUGUGAUUGGACUGCACGCUCAGGUCGAUGUUGCUGCCGUGACCUGGCUUUUGAGAGCAGAUGGGAUCGGAGGAGUGCUGCAUGAACACCAGGGAACUCCAGUGGAACGGGACAGCUUUGGCCUCGUCCUGCCACGCUUUAAACAAAGAUUCACUUUCUAUCGGCCUGACACAGCUGAUCUGCACACUCUCCUUGAUGUGGCCAAGGUAGCAGACAGUUUAGUGCUUGUGCUCGAGUCCAAAGAGGGUUGGGACAGUUAUGGAGAUUACUGCCUUUCCUGUCUCUUUGCACAAGGAUUACCCAGUCAUGCUUUGGUGUUUCAGGGCAUUGCUGACCUGGCAGUGAAGAAGCGGACAGAAUCUCGACGUGCACUGUCCCGCUUGGUCGAGGCUCGUUUUCCAGACGCACAUCUCUUCCCUAUGGACACAGAGCAGGAUGCAGUUCUGCUGCUUCGCCACCUGGGGGCACAGAAACAGAGGCGACUGGCCUUCCGCUCCAAACGCUCACACAUGCUAGUUCAAAAUGCAUCUUAUACCCCAAACAGUAAGCAGGAAGGCACAGGAGGGCCACCUACAGGACUGGGCACUCUGAGGGUGUCGGGGUAUAUCCGAGGCAGAUCUCUGCAGGUGAACAGACUGGUACACAUUGCAGGCCAUGGGGACUUUCAGCUCAGUCAGAUCGAUGCAUCUACAGACCCUCUGCCCAUUGUCACAGGUACACAACGACCUGUAAAACCAGCCAAAGGACAAGAUGUGGAGAUGAUGGACAGGGGUGCAGGAGAUGUAAAUGAAGGUGGAGGAGAGGUGCGUGUGUUAAUGAAGUCGGACCCCUCUCAAAGAGAGAGCCUGCAGACAGAAGCUGAGGUUGAUCCUAUGGAUGGAGAACAGACUUGGCCUACUGAGUCUGAGCUUCAGGAGGCUGAAGAAGCCAGGAAGAAACGAAGAGUCAUGAAGGUGCCAAAGGGCACUUCAGACUAUCAGGCCACAUGGAUCGUGGAUGAUGAUGAUGAUGAUGAAGAGAAUGAAGAUGAUGAAGAGGAUGAUCUGGACAGCUGCGAUGAUGACGAUAAAGAUGAUGAUGAUGAGAUGAUGGAAGAGGACGAUGAAAAUGAGUCUCAGGAUGGUGAUGCUUGUCAUGAUACUGGAAAGGAUGAUGGUGAUGAGGAUGAGGAGGAAGAGGAGGAAAUAAGCUCUGCAGGCCACGUCGGAGCUGAGCAGAAGUACGACGAAGCCAUGGAUGAGGCUGAGGAGGAAGAUGGGCUGAAGCGCUAUCGUGAAGCUCGCUCACAUGAAAUGUUCCCUGAUGAAGUGGAUACACCGUUAGAUGUUCCUGCUAGGACAAGAUUUCAGAGGUACAGAGGUCUGAAGAGUUUCCGCUCCUCUCCAUGGGACCCCAUGGAGAACCUGCCUCUCAACUACUCACGCAUCUUCCAGUUUCAGAACUUCGAGCGCACACGCCGCCGCGUCCUGGCCGAGGCAGCCGCUGAGGAGGAAGGGGCCAUGGUUGGCUGGUACGUGACUCUGCACAUUGAGGACGUUCCAGUCUCAGUGAUGGAAAGCUUUCAGGCAGGCAAACCCCUGGUGCUGGUCUCCCUGCUCCCACAUGAGCAGAAGAUGUCAGUGAUGCAUGUGCUGGUACGACGGCAGCCUGGUUUCACAGAACCCAUUGCGUCCAAAGAGGAGCUGGUGUUCCAGUGUGGCUUCAGACGCUUCCGAGCUUCUCCAAUCUUCUCUCAGCACACCAGCGGGGACAAGCAUAAGAUGGAGCGUUUUCUCCGUGCUGAUGCACCUAUGGUUGUGUCCGUUUAUGCUCCAAUCACGUUCCCGACUGCCGGAGUCCUGCUCUUCAAACAGAGAGCCAAUGGAAUGCAGGACCUGGUGGCCACGGGCAGCCUUCUGAGCUGUGACCCUCAGCGUGUGGUGCUGAAGAGGAUUGUGUUGAGCGGACACCCCUUCAAGAUUAACCGCCGUUCCGCCGUUGUCCGCUACAUGUUCUUCAAAAGGGAUGAUAUUCUGUGGUUUAAGCCGGUGGAGUUGCGCACAAAGUGGGGCCGGAGAGGACACAUCAAAGAGGCUUUGGGUACACACGGUCACAUGAAAUGCGUGUUUGACAGUCAGCUGCGUUCACAGGACACGGUGCUGAUGAGCCUCUAUAAAAGAGUGUAUCCUCGCUGGACAUAUGAUCCUUACGUGCCUCAUCCUGUGCCCUGGGUGAAGAAAGAGGAGUCUGAAGAUCUCCAUGAUAUUGACAUGGAGUAAAGAGAGAAGGAUUGAUGAUUAUGGACAUGACCUUCACACUAUUGGCUUCUAUCACAGUGUAUACAAUUCUAAUGGAAUAAAUCAAUUAAUGAAAUCGAA